ACAGUGUUUACAACUUAUACCUAUUUAUUUUCUUUAAAACUAGUAAUAAUUUAAUGUAGAGUGGUUUAUUUAUAGAUAAAAAUGGAUCUAUUAUUGUUACUAUGGACAUUGCUACUUUAUGGACUCCUUUUAGGUGUAAUUCUUCUAUUAUUGCUUUCCAUUGUCCUUCUGCUAGUAACAAACCCGUACCCAAUGAUAGAGCGUUCCAAAGAGGAGGAAAGUUUUGUAGAUGCCAAAACUGGGAAACACCAGAAGUUUCCUACAUUGAGUGAUAAACACAGUGUUAACUUGAGUGUUGUCGUCCCAGCUUAUAAUGAAGAACAAAGAUUGCCACCAAUGCUAGAUGAGACACUUGAAUUUCUUGAGGCAAGAUUGAAAGAAUAUCCAGAUUACAAAUAUGAAAUAAUUGUUGUGAGCGAUGGAAGUAAAGACAAAACUGUUGAAGUAACUCAGUCAUAUGCUCAACAAUAUGGAUCUGACAAAGUUCGGUGCCUCAACUUAGUAACAAAUCGAGGGAAAGGUGGAGCUGUAAGAUUAGGUGUCCAAAGUGCAAGAGGUGCCCUGAUCCUAUUUGCUGAUGCUGAUGGUGCUUCAAAAUUUGAGGAUCUAACAAAGUUAGAGGAAAGUCUCAAAGAGACUGUGAAUGUCAAUCCACUGACCCAACCAGGAGAUGUAGCUAACAGCAUAGCGCUUGUUAUAGGAUCUAGAGCUCAUCUCGAGAAGGAAUCAUUGGCUACACGAAGCUUGUUUAGAAAUAUAUUAAUGUAUGGCUUCCACUUUCUCGUUUGGAUUUUCACUGUGAAGGGAAUAAAGGACACCCAGUGUGGAUUCAAACUGUUUACCAGAAAAUCUGCUGAUAUUUGCUUCCAAAGCCUUCAUGUAAAUAGAUGGGCAUUUGACGUUGAACUCCUGUACAUAGCACAAAAACUUAACAUUCCAAUUAAAGAGAUUCCAGUGAGAUGGACUGAAAUUGAGGGCUCAAAGGUGACUCCAAUACUGUCAUGGGUGCAGAUGGGAUGUGAUCUCGGCCUCAUAUGGCUAAAAUACAAGAUUGGCGCAUGGAAAAUUAAAUGUAACAAAACAGAUUAGGUGCAUUUAUCUAUUUAAGCAUAAUCUUAUUUACUUACUUACAAUUUUACUAUUAAAUGCUGCCUUUUAUGUCUUAA
Messenger RNA from Plutella xylostella (diamondback moth), 1166 nucleotides. RefSeq names its product Dolichyl-phosphate beta-glucosyltransferase wollknaeuel (gene wol). The record is from RefSeq and is a predicted model, not a curated record. Gene Ontology annotation, biological process: protein N-linked glycosylation. Gene Ontology annotation, cellular component: endoplasmic reticulum membrane. Lineage: Eukaryota; Metazoa; Arthropoda; Insecta; Lepidoptera; Plutellidae.